AGGCACGCAUCUAAACUCAGUCCUGCUGAGCAUCUUCUCCAUUCAUCAGGAGUCUUUCCACGGGUUUUAUUUCUUGCGUUUUUCCAGAUGAUCUCUUUCCUCUUCUUCUCAAGAGAUAUUACAGGAUCGUGGUGUUCUCUGAUCGGUGUGGAGCGAUCAAGACUCGUGAGGUUUAAUACUCGCCCUCUAGAGAAGAGUGAAGCUCAUCAGGUCAGACUGAAGGUCGAUGAUUUUAGCUUGACUUAAAAGUGUAGGAAGAAAUUUCAGCGUUUUCAUAAAAACCUAAGAUUGGGGAAAUGUGUGAUUAUGUGACAGUCCUAAGAAAACGAGAGAAGAAAUCGGUUUAGGGUGGUUUUACUGGUUAAAAGGGCUAUUUAGUAAUGGUUGCUAUAUUAUAUUUGUGGUGGGAUUCUGUGACGGUUUCUCUUUUCCAAACAAACUUUCCACUUUUCUGAGUCGACGAUCUUCCACAAGGGGGCGUUUUAUCCUGGCGCUCUUCAAGAGCCGGACGAGAAACUAGAGGAGCAGAACUUGUCGAGAUGAUCAGACUGGAGCUCUCUCUCAUCAGCAGCACAUAGUUUGAUCCCCAGAUCCGUCGCGAUGCUGCUGCGCGCUUUAUUCGCUCUGAUCGUGUUCGCCGGCUCCGUUCAGGCGGAUAAACGCGCGGCGGAGAUGAAAACGAGUCUGAUGCAGUCUCCACCAUCCUCAUCCUCAUCCUCAUCCUCCUCAGCGCUGGAGAUAGGACGUGAUGAUGGAGACGCGGACGCGCGCGCGCCGAGACUUCCGCGCGGCUCCAAGCACAAGCAGCAGCAGCAGCGCGAGCGGAACGCGCCCCGGACCCCGCGCCCGCGCCCCGACCCCGACGCGUUCUUCACCACGCCGCGCACGUUCAACGGCUCGCUGCGCGUCCACAACCCGCUGUUCCCGCUCACGGAGGAGUCGUACAGCGCGUACGCCGUCAUGCUGCUCGCGCUCGUCGUGUUCUCCGUGGGCAUUGUGGGUAACCUGGCGCUCAUGUGUAUCGUGUGGCACAACUAUUACCUGAAGAACACCUGGAACUGCGCGCUGGCCAGUCUGGCGUUCUGGGACUUCAUGGUCCUGUUCUUCUGCCUGCCGGUGGUCAUCUUCAACGAGCUGACCAAGAGGAGACUGAUGGGAGAUCUGUCCUGCAGGAUAGUGCCCUACGUGGAGGUGACGUCUCUCGGCGUGACCACCUUCACUCUGUGUGCGCUCAGCAUCGACCGCUUCCACUCGGUGACCAGCGUCCAGCCUCGGCCGCGGCAGGUGGAGUCCUGUCAGUCCAUCCUGGCCAAGCUGUCGGUGAUCUGGGUGGGGUCCCUGGUCCUGGCGGCCCCGGAGCUGCUGAUGUGGCGUCUGGAGCAGGAGGUGUCCCCGCGGACGGGUCUCCCGCUGGACUCGUGCGGUCAGCAGCCGUCCGUGACGCUGCCCGAGACGCUCUACUCGCUGGUCCUGACCUACCAGCAGGCCAGGAUGUGGUGGACCUUCGGAUGCUUCUUUUGCUUGCCGCUGCUGUUCACCGGCGCGUGUCAGCUGCUCACGCGGCACGUGGCGGACGAAAACGCCAAGAGCGUCCGUCCAUCAUCUUCGUCGUCUUCAGCGUCUUCCGCGUCUUCGUCACCGAAGAAGAAGCAGCGGCGAGAGCGUCAGCUGACCCGCACCGUGGUGGCGCUGGCGUCCGUUUACGCCCUUUGCAGUUUGCCGGAAAACGUCUGGAACUUCGUUCUGGCUUACGCGGGCAUAGAGGUGGGCGUGGCCACACGGGCUCUCCUCGCUCUGAUUGGCCAGUUCCUGUUGUUCGUGCGGGCGGGAGCGACGCCCAUCCUGUUGCUUUGCAUCUGUCGGUCUCUCGGCCAGGCGUUCAUGGACUGCUGCUGCUGCUGCUGCGACGAGUGUCUUCCGGAUCCUUCGUCGUCAACGACGUCUUCGUCUUCAUCCACUAACGCCACGGCUGUCUCCUCGUCCCUGUCCUCGCCCGUCUCCGUCCAGGAGGAGAAGCUGAAGAUUGUGUCCGGAACAUCGCCCGCGGUGUUCUUCGAUAAAGUGAAGGACGGUCCAACUGAGCUGAUCAUCGGAACACCGUGUUGAUCUGGAAACUGUGAAGGAAACAUCAUCCAUCGCUAACACUCUUAAAGGGACAGUUCACACAAAAAUCAUCAUUCUGUUGCCUUUUAAAUGUUCCAAACUUGUUUUACUUUUUUAAAAAGUGUUAAUAAAUUAUUGCGAUACUUUAUUGAAUUUAAAAUAUUCUAAAAUACAAAUAUAAGCGACAGUAUUAUCGUGCCAGCACUCACUGCUGGAUGAGGAGAGUUAAACGCAGAAAUGCAAAUCUUCGACUACGUCCAAUCACAAUCUUGUUUUCUCUUGAUUUAAAAUCUUCGAUUAGUUGCUGUAUUUUAGUCUGUAAGUGUGUUUUGUUUUUAGAUUCAUCCCUUCUACACUACAGAAAUACAAAUUGUGAACUUUAUUGUAUUUCUUUGGAAUUAAUAACUAAUAAUUGAUCUGUAAACAUUGUACUGCUGGAAGGACAGUUGCGGCAAACUUGAAAACAUUGUAUUUUUAUGCACGUAACUGAUUUCUGUCUUUACAUUGUCAGUGUUUAAAAAUGAAAGUAUUGGAAAAGCAGAAAUCAUCUUCUCGGAUCCACCUUUAUAUGAUAAAGUUUUGUGUUUUAUUGAGUCUGUCUCUCAAAUAUCAAAGAUUUUCUGCUGGAAUUAAACGACUUGGUUUACAAACUCUCGGCAGAGACGAACGACUCGACGAACUCUGAGAAGAUACUGAAGAAACUUUGCAACUUUAACACGUUAGAUAGCAUUGAUUACAUUAGCAAAGUGAACCUAUAUAGCUGUAUAGCCGAACAGAUUCUUAGCAUGAGAUCUUUUGUAUUUCUUCUUUUGUACUUUGUUGCAGCCAAUAAAAGUUUUAAAGAGUU
This is a messenger RNA of Puntigrus tetrazona (Sumatra barb), 2950 nucleotides long. It is a transcript of the gene gpr37l1a, whose product is annotated as G protein-coupled receptor 37 like 1a. Gene Ontology annotation, biological process: positive regulation of MAPK cascade; adenylate cyclase-inhibiting G protein-coupled receptor signaling pathway. Gene Ontology annotation, cellular component: plasma membrane; signaling receptor complex. The coding region runs from base 601 to 2106 and encodes 501 amino acids. The transcript is spliced from 2 exons. Lineage: Eukaryota; Metazoa; Chordata; Actinopteri; Cypriniformes; Cyprinidae. The record is from RefSeq and is a predicted model, not a curated record. Gene Ontology annotation, molecular function: G protein-coupled peptide receptor activity.